AUGGCGCCGGCCCAGCUAUAUAGCACCAUGUCUGGGCGGCUUUUCCACUCCGGCCGUAUCACAAUUGUUAUGGUUGGACCACCUGCUCGCGGCAAAACACACAUCUGUGUGUCUAUGGCACGCUAUCUCCAAUGGCUUGGCGUCAAAACUCGGAUUUUCCACCUGGGAGACUAUCGCCGAGCCACAAUAGGCCCUGACGGCUCACUUCCUGACGACUAUUUCUUCCCCGAUGCUUCUCCUUCAUCCAUCAUCCUGCGUCAAAAGAUUCUAAAGAAAUGCCGUGAAGAUAUCUAUGCCUGGUUAAACCAUGAAAAUGGCCAGGUUGCUAUUUACGAUGCAGUCAACCCAACGGCGAGUGGAAGACGUUCCCUGGCUAAGGAAUUUGCAAAGCACGACGUCCAGACUCUAUUUAUUGAAUCGUUUGUGGACGACGAGCGAAUUUUACAUGACAAUGCCAUCAAUGUCAAGAUUUCAUCACCGGAUUUUGCUGGAAUGGAUCCUGAAGUAGCGGCGACAAUGUAUCUGAAAAGGAUAGAAAUGAGGAUCCCGGUAUUUGAAACCAUGGACGAAGAGGAACUCAACUAUAUCAAGAUGAUCAAUGCUGGGGAAAAAUUCUUCUACAAUAACGUUAGCUUCGGUUACUUGGCGCACAGAAUUGUCUUCUACCUCACUAACCUUCAUAUCAAAUCACGGACUACCUUCUUUGCCCGUGCGGGCACAACAACAGAAGAGGAUUCGUACAAGGCCGACGCAGACCUCUCAGAACAAGGCAGAUUCUAUGCCCAGCGAAUGUCCGAAACCCUGAUAAAACAUCGCGAACAAGAAAGGCUGGAUAUGAUUGCCAAGGGCGGACUUGAUGUACCUCAACGGCCUCUUUCCAUUUGGACAUCAACGCGUCUUCGCACAAUACAAACUGCUGAUUAUCUUAAAGAAAAGGGAUACAAGGUUCGGCAACGUUCUCAAAUGAGCCAAAUCAAUCCUGGUGUCUGUGAAAAGAUGUCAGAGCGAGUGAUCAGGCAGAUCUAUCCUGAAGAAGUUGAGAAGCAUGGGCUUGAUCCCUAUCAUCAUCGAUACCCCCGUGCGGAGUCCUACCAUGAUCUUGCCGUUCGACUUGAGCCUAUCAUCCUGGAGCUAGAGCGCGAACAGAGCGAUCUCUUGAUUAUUGCUCAUGAGUCUGUUCUUCGUGUGCUAUUCGCCUAUCUCAUGCACUGUUCUACUAUGGAUAUUCCCAAUCUUAAAUUUCCCCGCGACGAAAUUAUCGAGAUUAUUCCUGCCGCAUAUCAGAACGAAGCCAAGCGUAUCCGUAUCCCGGGCUUGGAUCCAAAGCUACUCCCAGGCUCUCCCGAUGGUAUCAGUUUACCCGCCAGUCGACCCAUGAGCAGACCUGAGAGCGGCCAGAUGACUCCCGUUCCUGGCGGCUUGGGUAGCCCAGCUGAGCCUCUGGAGAGGCCGAGCUCAGAGAAAGUAAUCAACACCUCAAAAGACAUGGUGGCAGACAAGAUCCAUGACGAAAUUUAA
Messenger RNA from Trichoderma gamsii, 1518 nucleotides. Its product is annotated as elongator complex protein 2. Gene Ontology annotation, biological process: fructose 2,6-bisphosphate metabolic process; fructose metabolic process. Lineage: Eukaryota; Fungi; Ascomycota; Sordariomycetes; Hypocreales; Hypocreaceae. The record is from RefSeq and is a predicted model, not a curated record. The transcript has 5 exons. The coding region runs from base 1 to 1518 and encodes 505 amino acids. Gene Ontology annotation, cellular component: cytosol. Gene Ontology annotation, molecular function: ATP binding; fructose-2,6-bisphosphate 2-phosphatase activity; 6-phosphofructo-2-kinase activity.